ACCACCCCGAUACCAGUUUGUCUCAGACUACGGAGCGUGAAUGAUGCUCCCGGUACGCGUUAAGGGUGGUAAUCCACCUCUUGCGUUUACGAAGAGUUUACUUACAAAAUUUAAGUUCAACGGAGUUUUGAUGAUGAGUGUUGGAGUUUUACUGGUUACCGUGUUCAUCGUGCCUGGAAUUUCCGCUGCUGCUAGUGAGAAAAUACCGAUAGGGGCGAUGUUCGAGCAAGGAACGGAAGAAGUACAGUCGGCAUUUAAAUACGCCAUUGCAGUGAACAAUCAAAACAACGUGUCAAGAAAGUUUGACCUUCAGGCUUGGGUCGAUGUCAUAAACACCGCAGAUGCUUUCAAACUGUCGCGACUGAUUUGCCAUCAAUUCAGCCGGGGCGUGUUUUCGAUGCUGGGGGCUGUCAGUCCUGACUCGUUCGACACUCUGCACUCGUACAGCAAUACUUUUCAGAUGCCUUUUGUCACACCUUGGUUUCCGGAAAAGGUACUCACACCUUCCUCGGGAUUUCUCGACUUCGCCAUAAGCAUGCGCCCGGAUUACCAUCGUGCUAUCAUCGACACGGUGCGACACUAUGGCUGGAAGAAAAUCAUCUACCUCUACGACUCCCACGACGGUCUGCUCAGACUUCAGCAGAUUUACCAGGGACUGCGACCUGGAAAUGAAUCUUUUCAAGUGGAAACAGUUAAGAGGAUACAGAAUACAUCCGAAGCCCUUGAUUUUCUACGGGCGCUGGAGGAUCUCAAUCGGUGGAGCUCCAAAUACGUUGUGCUAGACUGUCCAACUGACAUGGCAAAGGACAUCGUGGUCAGUCAUGUGAGAGAUAUUGCACUUGGAAAGAGAACUUAUCAUUAUCUACUCAGUGGACUGAUAAUGGACGAGCGUUGGGAGACUGAAGUGAUUGAGUAUGGUGCCAUCAACAUCACUGGUUUUCGUCUCCUUGACAUAAGUCGACGUCCCGUCAAAGACUUCCUCGAGAACUGGCGCCGACUCGAUACAGUAACUUUUCCCGGUGCUGGACGUGACUCAAUUUCCGCACAAGCGGCACUGAUGUAUGACGCAGUUCUCAUGCUGGUGGAGGCGUUCAAUAAGUUCCUGAAGAAGAAGACAGAUCGGAGUAAUCCCAAGAGACCUGGGGUACAGAGUGGUGUGCAGCCGAGCAAUGUCAGUAGUCCACUAGAUUGCAAUCCGAGGGAUGAUUUUGUUACCCCUUGGGAAUAUGGUGACAAGAUAUCUAAAUUUCUUAGAAAGACGGAUUUCGAGGGUCUGACGGGACCAAUACGGUUCAACAACGACAGCCGUAGACACAAUUACACACUUCACGUCGUUGAAAUGACAGUAAACAGUGCAAUGGUCAAGGUCGCAGAGUGGACGGAUGAGGGUGGCUUCCAACCCAUUACAGCUAAAUACGUACGACUGCCUACUCAGGAAAUUGAAAAAAAUAAAACGUACAUCGUGACGACGGUACUGGAGGAGCCAUUCAUGAUGCUGAAAAAACCCGAGGUAGGAAAAAUACUCGAUGGAAACGACAGAUUCGAGGGAUACUGUAAAGACCUUGCGGACUUGAUAGCCCAACAGCUAGGAAUAAAAUACGAGCUUAAACCCGUGGAUGAUGGCAAAUACGGCUCGGAGAAUCCAGAUGUUCCGGGUGGAUGGGAUGGAAUGGUCGGCGAGCUCAUCAGAAGGGAAGCAGAUCUGGCCAUAGCAUCAAUGACCAUAACAUCGGAAAGAGAACGAGUGAUAGAUUUCACAAAACCCUUUAUGUCUCUGGGCAUAAGUAUAAUGAUAAAAAAACCGAUAAAACAAAAACCGGGUGUCUUCAGUUUUCUGAAUCCCCUCAGCAAAGAAAUUUGGGUGUGCGUCAUAUUCUCGUACAUUGGAGUAUCCAUUGUUCUCUUCAUAGUAUCAAGAUUUUCACCGUACGAGUGGCGAGUAAUUCAGUUAAAUGGAGGUGGCGAUCCAUCGAUGGGUGGAAGAGGCGAUCCAAGUCUACAGCAUCCACACAGCCAGCAGGGCUCACUUCAUGCUCCAGCACCCUGUAUGGCCAAUGAUUUCAGUAUGCUCAACAGUAUGUGGUUCUCAUUAGGUGCUUUCAUGCAACAGGGCUGCGAUAUUUCGCCAAGAUCCAUGUCAGGAAGAAUAGUCGGAUGUGUCUGGUGGUUCUUCACAUUAAUUAUAAUAUCUUCGUACACUGCAAAUCUCGCAGCAUUUUUGACAGUCGAAAGGAUGGUAACUCCGAUAAAUUCAGCCGAGGAUCUGGCCUCGCAAACGGAAGUCCAGUACGGCACACUCCAUCAUGGCUCCACCUGGGAUUUCUUCCGGAAAUCACAGAUCAGUCUGUACAGCAAAAUGUGGGAAUUCAUGAACUCCAGAAAACACGUUUUUGUCGAUACAUACGAUGAGGGCAUCAAAAAGGUGAGGCAGAGUAAAGGGAAAUAUGCGCUUUUGAUUGAAAGCCCGAAGAAUGAUUAUAUCAAUGAAAGGGUGCCCUGUGAUACUAUGAAAGUGGGCAGAAAUUUGGAUUCCAAGGGAUUUGGAAUUGCAACUCCAGUUGGAUCUCCUUUGAAGGACAAGAUUAAUUUGUCGGUGCUGACCUUGAAAGAAAGUGGAGAACUGACGAAACUAGUUAACAGAUGGUGGUACGACAGAACAGAAUGUGGACACGGGGAUAAACAGGAUUCGAGGAAUGAGUUGUCACUGAGUAAUGUUGCAGGAAUAUUUUAUAUCCUCAUAAGUGGAUUAUUACUUGCACUAGCUGUGGCUCUGCUAGAAUUUUGUUACAAAUCCCACACUGAAGCAUCAAGAGCCAAGAUUCCACUGGCCGACGCCAUGAAAGCGAAAGCUCGAUUGACAAUAUCUGGUGCUCGAGACUACGACAAUGGCCGGUGGUACGGACUGCAGAGUUAGACGGAGGAUGCAUGCGCCUUUUCCGGGACCAUAUUACUACGCACCGGCGAACGCGAUUGGGAAUGCGGAGGGGGAUCAGGUGCACAGCAAUACUCACACACAGGUGUAAGUCCAUGGUACAUGUCAAGUGAAAUAACACCGGAUCCAUCGCCAUCAAUAUCACUGCCAACUCCACCACCGCCACCUAAAAAUAUACCACCACCACCGAGACCAGCGAGACGCAGUGUUACGUUUGCUGAAUCACCACCAAAGAGUCCAAAGAGCCCAAAAAGCCCCAGAAGCCCGUGGGUUUUGAAGCGUAAAUCGAGUAUAGCAACGCUGAAUGUUGCUGUACCAUGGACACCAGCAACACCCAGUCAUUGGGACAAUCGAAAACCCGAAUAUGUCACGUAAUUAUAGGCGAUCAUAAAUUUCAACUGAUGUGACAUUUUAGUUUGAGCGGGAGAAUUUAUUUUCACCUUCAUGUCAUCCUUCAAAUAUUUCGUUCACCUGGAAAAAUCAAUCAAAAACUUCUGUUACCCAAAAGGUUCAGCUGUCGACAAAUGAUUUUAUGCUACCAGUAACACUAUGAUUUUCGGGCCUCGGGAUAUAAAAUAUCGUAUACCACAUGCAGUAAUAGUAUAUUUUAAAUCGAGUGCAUAAAAUAAGUUUUUGGCUCGUGCGGGGAUUGGCAGUGGCCCUUCCUCGAACUCGAAAAAAUGAAAAUCACUAGAAAAAAAAAAGGUUCAUGACUAGGUUCCUAGGGACUUUUGGUCGUAUAACAUGGCGGCCCUCGCCUUCGACUGUGACGACAACGCCACGAGACCAAACUCCCUAUGGCACAUGUCAUGAAAUAUACUAUUUUGUCACUUGGCUCAGCGUAAGCUCGUUCAUAUCAGGCCUAGGACUGAUAAGGGUCACUUACGGACCUAAGCGUGCUUAAACUUGGUUAGUUAGGCUUCAUGACAGAAAACGAUGAAUGGCAUAUGGCUUGAAAACUAUUUCCCUAAUAAAUUCAAUUAUAAUGCACGUCGAAGGUGUUAUGAUUAAAUUAAUUAGAAAUGGUAUAUUAAGACGUUCCGUGCCACGGAAAAAGUCGUGGCCUGAACGGAAAGUACAGCGGGGGUCGUAUGCACCCCACAUGGCACGGAAUGUGUUAAAUACCUAGGCCAGAAAAGAAAUAAAUGUCUCAGAUCAAAUGCCUUAUUCAAAUGAAUGAGGUAUUUUUUUACUAGCCGAAGUGUGCAUUCGAUUUCUCUGCUCAACGAACGAGAAAAUCGCGAACUCGCGAAUCGCUGCGCGGCCGAGAAGUUGCAACUUUCCGGCCGGAGGUCAUAAAACUGCUUUUCAGACUCCAUGACAUAAAUUACUAUUUCCCACGAGUAUUGAACAAUUUUUUCACCACAAUGAACGAGAAAGGGACGUUUUCACCACAAUGGAAGGGAAAGGGCUCGCAAAGCGUAUAUUUUCUGACUGACCUUGAUGGAUUACUCAAUACCGGGAUGAGGUUGGCACAACCAGUCAAGUACUAGUCGAUCUCAGCUCAAUUAAUCGAAGGAAGAUCGACCAGCAAUUGAAUAGCGAUCGACCAUUAACUGGCCAUUGUCCAACCAUCGAUUGGUAAUCGACCAGCACUCGACCAUCGAUUCGUUGAUUAUCACUUUAUCGAUUAACUAUCAACCAUCUGCUGAAGUAGAUGUCCAAUCAAGUGCCUAUUGACCAGCACUCGACCUAUAAUAGAUUGAUCAUCACCCAGUCAUCGAUUAACGAUCAACCAGUCAUUGAUUAAGUGCUGCAGUCGAUUUCCAAUCGACUAACCAUCGAGUAGCCAUUAAGCGAUCCACCAGGGGAACCCAGCAGAUUGUAGAGGGUAGAGUGAUUAUAGAAGGUUAUAACCCUCUAUAAUAAUUAUAUAAUUAUUAUAGAGGGUUGUAACCUUAUUAUAACCUUAAUUAUUAUAUGAUAAUAUAAUUAUAUAAUUAUUAUAUUAUCAUAUAAUUAUAUAAUUAUAGAGGGUAUAACCUUCUAUAAUCACUCUAUCCUCUAUAAUAUAGAUAUAAAUUAUAGAGGGACCCAGCAGAAGGGAGAGUUAGAACUGAAGACGAGGGUGCCUUCGGUUCCAACUAUAAGAAGGGAUAAAUUCAAUAUAAAAUGACGUGAAAGUUCUGUAAUUCCUAAACGAAAAUAAAAGUUCGAUAACAAUGACGGAAAUAAUUGUAGUAAUUACGUAAUUUUUUCCAUACUUUCUACUAAUUUCCCAGUACUUUUUAUCGGACCUUUGACUUGGAAAUUACCAAACUUUGACAUAAUUUUUGUUGAACAAUUAAUUCUCGCGUGGAUAAAAUCAUAUUUGAGAGGUGAUAGUUUUAUUCUGUUAUGGUAUGUACUAUUAAAGAAUUCACGAAUUAUUGCAGAGAGGUGGAUGACAUGGGGGUGAGAAUAAUGAUGUUAAUAUGAUGUAAAUAAUUGUACGCAGAUCAAAUAAGAAUCAAAGGUAAUUUUGAAGGAAACAAUAGUUAUGAUGGACAUUAUCGUUGAAUAACUCAUGGUCCUGGUAAUGGUGCAUGUGAACAAUUGAUAAUAUACGACAUUCUACUGCCAAACUCAGACAAAUUACCAAUGAAUAUGAUGAUUAAAAUGAAAUGAAUCAAAAUGUACGGGAAUGACUGGAAAAUUCACUCGAGUGUGAAAUUUUACUUGUGUGCAAGUGGAUACAACUACCGUUCAUCAGUGAAUUUUUAAAAAACAAAUGGAUUAUAACUAAUUAAUUGUAAUUUGAAACGCGUGUGGCUAGAAUCGAUGUUUAUUAAUGGAAAAUAUAGAAUGAAUGAGGUAAAUUAAGGGAAAAAUGAAUGAGUAUGUUGAUAAAAAAUAAAAUUAUUUGUAUACCACUCGUCGAAUUGUGCGAAUUGAAUUUAUCAAGAAUUGAUUUAUCGAUUGGGAAAUCAGACUCUGUCGUGCCCGUGUCUAAUGCAGGCGAAAACCUCCAGUAGAUGAGUAUUUUGAACAGCAUUCGUUGAUACAUUUCGACAUUUCAUUAUUCCAGAAUCAAUUUUUUGAAUUUUCAAUUCGCAUGACUCGAAGAUUCUCUCACUGGCCAAGAUAACGUGCCAAAGGACGAUAAACCAACGGAAUCUGACGUCACAAGUUGUGAAAAACUAUUCAGAGAAUACUAUUACCAAUUAUUUUAGAUUGAUAAAACGUUAGUGACGUCAGUAAUUGUUAAAACAGUCACCCAAUGCGAUUUAAUGUACGGCGACGUAUGAAACUGAUAUCCACGAGUUAUUUGUAUUUUGACACUUGGAUUGAAAUCUGAUUGGAAUUAAGGAGUGAUUUCAUUGGGUUUGUCAAGUCCCAGAAAUGUAUUUACAAAAAUUUCCGCAAUAUUUUAAUAACUUUUUCAAAAUGUGAACAAAAUUGAUGAAUCAAUCAUUGGAUUGUCUCGGAUGUCAAUGGUAUUUAUGGAUUUUCUUCUGUAAUGAUAUGACUCAAUUUAAAUUCCAUACGAUUAAUUUAGCAGAUCAGAUUGAUUAAAAAAUGUAAAACAAGUCGAUACUUCAUGUUCAAUUUCAAAUUCAUACAAAUUAAAAAUGACUCGACCAAUUGAGUUGAAUGUUGGCACAAACUUAGGCUUCAGGAAUAUCUCUAAUUUGUCAAAAUUUCAAAUUUUUCGAAAUAACUAGUCCUCUUGCUCUAACUCUAGUUCGUCGAAAAAAUUAAGAAAUAAAUUUGAUAAUUGACAUGGUAGGUUGACUCAUCCAUUAACGUCUCAACUAUUCCGAAAAGUAUUUUAAAAAAUUGUCGAAAUUGUCCCUGGAAUAUUUUUUGAACUUGACAAAAGUGAUGAGGUUUCCCCAUAAUUAUUAGAUAUUAAAUAUUGAAUAGGAUUAAAAUGUUGGGAGUGAUAGUGCACAGUUAUUUAUUAAUAAAAUCUCAUUGAAUAAAUUUUUUUAUUAUUCACUGGAGCAGUUUUGUACGCCGAUGUAAGAUCUAUCAUAUCGUCAUAUUUUUUCUUAUGAUACGAUCAAGAUUACUACCAUAUAAAUACAAUAAAUAAGUAUUGAUGAAGUAAAUCACUCGAUCGAUUUAAGAAAAAUUUAAUAUUAAAGAUGCAACUGAAUGAAAAUAACGGAUGAAGCUGAGAAUCUGAAUCAAGAAUAUGAGUUAAUAUAUGAAAAAUUGAGGGGUGCAAGGAAACGUUAAAGAUGAAAAUCCUGAAGGAUUUCAAUGACUGGAUUAAUCAGCAAUGUUGAUAAAACAAAAUUUAAGGGAAAAAAAUGUGUGAUUUAAUCCUUAUUCUAUUUAAAUGAUCGUGGAGAUAAUUUUUAUUGAAAUAUGAUCACUGUCAUUAUACUUUUUUCCAUAAAUGUGUAACGUCCUGACCAAACGAGUAAACCUCAACACUCGAAUGAACAAGACAACUGGUCGAAAUCAAUUAUUCAAAAAUCUGAUACGCGAGAAAUUCUUUGACGAAAGCAAAGGGCUUCGUGAUUGUCAUUAAUUUGUUUGUAACCCACGUGUCAUCUCGUUUACAAUUGAAAAAAAAAUACAAAACAAAUUCGAACGACUGUAUUGUAAAACUGUUGUAAAACCAAUCAAAUUUGCAUAAAUACACAAUCGUUUAUUUAAAAAAAUAAA
Molecule: messenger RNA, 7531 nt
Organism: Diachasmimorpha longicaudata
Lineage: Eukaryota; Metazoa; Arthropoda; Insecta; Hymenoptera; Braconidae
Gene: GluRIB
Product: Glutamate receptor IB
Exons: 20
Coding region: 41-2914 (957 amino acids)
Biological process (GO): modulation of chemical synaptic transmission; synaptic transmission, glutamatergic
Cellular component (GO): postsynaptic density membrane; plasma membrane
Molecular function (GO): transmitter-gated monoatomic ion channel activity involved in regulation of postsynaptic membrane potential; glutamate receptor activity
Source: RefSeq, a predicted model, not a curated record